Paramecium tetraurelia is the source of this 1659-nucleotide messenger RNA. RefSeq lists its product as uncharacterized. Gene Ontology annotation, molecular function: DNA-binding transcription factor activity. Lineage: Eukaryota; Ciliophora; Oligohymenophorea; Peniculida; Parameciidae. Gene Ontology annotation, biological process: regulation of DNA-templated transcription. The transcript is spliced from 6 exons. The record is from RefSeq and is a predicted model, not a curated record.
AUGAGCGAUUUCUUUGUCUAAAAUAGAAGUGAAAUUUCUCAGCAAAAUUAAAGUGGAUUCGGUAGUUUUAAUGACAAUUUAGGAGCAAGUUUUGGCAAAUUGCAUUAGGACAAUCAAAGUUUUGGUGGAAAUGGAGGGGGAAGUUUUGCAUAGAAUUCUGGGUUUAUAGUUUAAAAUGAGUAAUACCGAUCUUCUGUUGGUUUAGAAGAUGUGGCUGCUCCAAUUUAAAUCUACGAAUAUCAGGAACCUUAAAUAUAAAAGGGAGUAUUUUUUAGGAGCAGCGGUGAUUUCGAGAUGUAAUUCGAAGAGAUUGGGAUUGACAGAUUGAAUAUACAACCUAAAAUUUAAGAGGAUUCAAAAGAACACAAGGCACCAUCAUUGGAUAGUGGAAUGAAAAGCAGCUAAUAAUCAUCUCAUGAAUUCGACUUGAAAAUAGGUAGAUUGCAAAUCUAAAUUUGUUUAGAAUCAGGCGAGUAGAUAAGUUCAAAGUUUAAACCCGAAGUUAAACUACUUUUAAACUCCAACAUUAUCUAGGAGAAUAAGAAUUUGUUUAAUGUGAAUCAAGCCAAGAGCAUAUAUACAAAUAAGAUUACUCAAUUGGUUGAAUAGACCUAAAAAAAAGUUGAUUUCGCUACUAAAUCAUCCCCCAGAUUAUCGAAGAGUCAACAAAAACUUUAGAGGAAAUCACCCAUAAUUUCAAGGGAUCAUUUCGAUGUUUCCUCCAAUGAAUUAUAGUCAAGUCAAUUGAGUCCUGAUGGUAACAUGGACCCUGUACAGUAAAAGUUGGCCAAGAACAGAGAAUCUGCAAAAAAUUCAAGGGCAAGAAAGAAAAUUUAUUAUGAAUUAUUGGAAACCAAAGUGAAAGAGCUUUAGGAUGAGUUGGACAAAGUUAAAGAAUCAAAUCGAAAUCAAACUAAAUACACUGAAAUUUGCAACAAAUUUUAAGAGAAAUUUCAAACUUUUUUAGAUUAAUAAUAAUAAUUAUUUGAUAAAUUAGAAACUUGUUUACUCAAAAAUAAGGAUAAUUUUGAAAUAGCAAUGGUCCUAGAUGCCUUGAGAUAUAGAACAAAUUCAAACAGUUAAGAACGAAAUGAUGCUGCAAGACAAUACUUUGACUCCAUGGUUGAAGUGUGUUUGCCAAUACAAACCAAAUACCUUAUUUAUGCAUUAGAACAAGACAAAGAUUUCUUUGCUCAACAACCUGAGUACUAAAGAUCUUAUAUUAGUGAUUAUACUGACUGGAUGAAGGAUGUAUUUAAGAAGACAGAAAUCAAGCCAGAACAGAUUGUUAAAGUAAAGAGAAUGAAAUCUAAAUUGUAAAGUGUCAGAAAUACAAUAUCUGAUCAUUCUAGCUCUAUAUAGAACAUUAAAGUUCAGCUAAAAAUAAUACAGGGCGAAGCCAAUAAAGUGGAUUAAAUGUGGGAACAACUAAAAGAGUGUUUAACUCCUGUUUAAUUGGGCACUUGUCUUUUGGUAAUGAAAUAAGUAAUAAUAGUCCUUAAUUAUUAGAAUGCUUUUCGUUAAGAGCUUUAAACAUCCUCAAUAUUUUUAUAGUUAAAGAAUUCUUAAAUGUCUGAAGAAGAUGACAACUUGAUCAGGUCAGAUUAAUCCUCCAUUCCAAACAAUAGGAAACUUGUCAAAAAAUCUAUGUAAGGAUGA